Musa acuminata AAA Group (dessert banana) is the source of this 2689-nucleotide messenger RNA. RefSeq lists its product as uncharacterized. The coding region runs from base 237 to 2231 and encodes 664 amino acids. The record is from RefSeq and is a predicted model, not a curated record. The transcript is spliced from 15 exons. Lineage: Eukaryota; Viridiplantae; Streptophyta; Magnoliopsida; Zingiberales; Musaceae.
UUAUCCUCGUGUCGCAUUUCAACAAGCAGUUCCUCUGUCAUGCCGGUGCGAGCGCCGGAAGCCACGAGGCCUCUCUGCUUCACGGUCCACGCGACAGAUGGAGCGCUCCCCCAGUCUCCCGGUGUGCCACAAGAACGGUGCGUUUCUCGGUCGAAUACGACGACGAGCCCCUAUUCCUUGCCGCCGAGCCCUGUUGCACUCCGACCUUCCUCACGAACCGUCGACGGCCUUGAUCCAUGGCCAAUUCGAUGCUUUCCCCCGCGCAGAGGUACGCCGCCGCGGCGCUCCUUGCCCUCGCCCUUCGCCAUGCUCAGCUCCAACAAGAGGCCCAGCCUCUCGCUUCCUCCUUUUCCUCUGCUGCGGCGGAUGACGACACCCAUGCCGAGCCCGCCGCCCGGCUUUGGACACACCAGUCCCGCGGCCUUCUCCGUCCUGUCUUACGGUUUCUGGAAAUUGAUUCCAAGGUGUGGGCUGAAUUGGAGGAAACCGCUCUUUCUUCUUCACCAGAACGGCACAUAGAUGGGUUCUUGAGGACAAUCUUUGACUGCAACGGAGCAUCUUCAGAAAAAUCAGAUCAAGAGGUUGCUUUCGCAAAAGCAGUUGAUUCUAUGGCACUAAGCUUGCAAACAGAUGCUGAUCCAGCUGAGGGAUCUAAGACACAGCAACAGGAGCUUAACAAUAGAUGUGAUGACACAGGUGCUUCUGCUGCAAAUCAUAAAAUUUCUGAUGUGACAUCUAGAUUUUCAGAAAUAUUUCAAAUGAGAACGAUGAAAGCUAUGCCCAAAGUAGAAGAGACAUCUCAUCAUUUGAAAUGCCUUGGUGAUGAAAAAUCCAUGUUAGUGGACACUCCAGAGAAUUAUCAACGGAAAUUGACAUUUCUUUUUGAGCUUCUUUCUGCCUGUUUAGCUGAUACACCUCAAGACAAGAAAAGUCCUCCAGAGAGGAAGGGUUAUGAUGCUCGUCACCGUGUUGCUCUAAGGUUGUUGGCAAAAUGGAUUUGUGUUGAGUGGAUAAAAAUGGAAGCUAUGGAGAUAAUAAUUGCUUGCUCUGCUAUUGCAUCAUUGAAAGAGGAAGUACAAUCUGAAGAGGGUGAAUCAGCAGAAAGCAGGUGGUCUAGAUGGAAACGUGGUGGCAUAAUUGGUGCAGCUGCAUUGACUGGAGGAGCCGUGUUAGCAAUAUCUGGAGGCCUGGCGGCUCCAGCAAUUGCUGCAGGAUUUAGUGCUUUAGCUCCUACAUUAGGAACCAUAGUCCCUGUUAUUGGAGCAAGUGGGUUUGCUGCAGCAGCUACUGUUGCUGGAUCAGCCGCUGGCUCAGUUGCUGUUGCUGCAUCAUUUGGAGCUGCAGGCGCUGGUCUUGCAGGGAGCAAAAUGGCUAGGAGAGUUGGAGAUAUUGAAGAGUUCGAUUUUAUUCCAAUUGGAGAAAAUCAUAACCAGGGUUGUUUAGCAGUUGGUAUCUAUGUUUCUGGUUUUGUAUUUGAGGAAGAAGACUUUGUAAGACCCUGGGAUGCAAUAAUAAAUAACUUGGAGAGGUAUGUUCUUAGAUGGGAGUCAAAGAAUUUGAUUGCAUUGAGCAAUGCAAUCCAAGAUUGGAUUACAUCAAAGGUUACAAAGGAGUUAAUGAAGCGAGGUGCGAUGAUGACUGUCUUAAGCACUCUAGUGACUGCAGUUUCUUGGCCAACUACAUUACUUUCGGCCACAAAAUUUAUAGACAGCAAAUGGUCAAUUGCGAUUGAUAGAUCAAAUAAAGCAGGAAAACUUCUUGCUGAAGCAUUGUUGAAGGGAUUGCAGGGCAACAGGCCAGUAACCCUUAUUGGCUUUUCACUGGGAGCACGGGUCAUCUUUAAGUGCUUGGAAGAGUUGUCAAAGUCAGGAAACAACGAGGGUCUCGUAGAAAGAGUUUUUCUCCUUGGUGCACCAAUUUCUGUCAGUGGAGAAAAUUGGGAGGGUGCUAGGAAACGUGAUGAUUUCAUUCAAAGCUGGUCCAUUAGCAGCAUGCCCUAUCGUACUUGCAAUGUUGUGCAGAUCGUUGCUGGGAGAUUCGUGAACGUGUUCUCAACAAAUGACUGGAUCCUCGGAAUAACUUUCCGAGCAAGUAUGCUGACCCAUGGUUUGGCUGGCAUUCAAAAUGUCAAUGUGCCUGGAAUCGAAAAUGUUGAUGUUACUGACAUCAUCAGCGGUCACUCUUCAUAUCUUUGUGCUGCACAAGAAAUUCUGCAGCAGCUUGAGGCUUGAUAUCCUGUUCACUAUCAUCCCCCAAGUAGUAGUCACAAAAAGCUCAGUUCUUGGUGCCUUCUGCAGUUAUAGCUUUAAUGAAAAUCUUACCUGAAAUGCUCGGAGUUCAUCAAUGGUUUAUUUGCGUUGGACCAGCUUUUGCUCAACUUUCCUGCUGAUUCCCAACCGAUUUUGUGAUUCCUUUGAGCUGCACUGUUGGUGCCCACAAGAUGAGAUUGGUAGUCUGAUACUUGGAAUUGUAGUGACUCAAUCAUCUCAGUGAUGUUCAUCACUGCUUACGGUUUUACUCGUUCCCUUGAACAAUCUUCAGGUCAUCAUCAUCUUCUCAUGGAGACUUUUAUUCUGCCACAGCUAAGCCAUCUUCUAUUUCUUUUUUUAUACAGAUCUAUUCUUCCAUGUAGCAAGUACAGCCCUGACUUGAUUGAAAACAAGAAAUACACAUGAUUCAAUUAGUUUCA